AUGAAUUUCACGGUUUCAUUCGAUAUCGUGGGGCAAGUCAAAGCUGCCAUCCAGGCGGCCUUCCUGCCAACCCUGAUUGCGCUCCUGAGGGAUCCCAUCCUCCUUAUCCGACCCCAUGAAGUUUUGCGCAUCAUCAUGGCCCAUGUCUGGAGGUUGUACGCCGAUGCAAUUGAUGACAAUGCUCGUCCCACCAAGGAAAAGCUGCUCCCGGCUAAUUGUUACGGUGUCCGAGUCCUCCACAUCGGAGCCGGCCACGGACAGACGGCUCUCUACCUCGACCCCACCAAGGUCACGAAGUACGUCACACUCGAGCCAAACACCUUAAUGCACCCCAAGAUUCGCAUCACCGCAGCCAAGAACGGGUUCACGGAAGAGACCGGCACGCUCCUCAUCCUCCCAUAUGGCGCCGAGAAAAUCUCCCUUAUCACGUCCGCUCUCGGGGGCGCACAUGCCGUCGACACUCUCGUCUCAAUCUUCUCGCUCUGCUCCAUACCCGAUCCCGAGCAGACCCUGACCGCGUUUGUCAACGACGUGCUCAAGCCUGGGGGGACGCUGCUGUUCUACGAACAUGUUUUGAGUCCAAGGGAGGAUGUCGCGAGAUGGCAGCGAUUCUGGACCCCCGUAUGGGUCUAUAUCAUGGACGGGUGCCGUAUGGACCGCCCUACGCAUUUGUGGAUCGAGAAUAUGGACGCAUGGGCAGAGGGAAGCGUGUGGGGGAAGGACGAUGAGCCUGAAGAACAUCUGUUCUGGCGGCGGGCCGGACGGUUUGUGAAGAAGGAUGAUUGA
This is a messenger RNA of Dichomitus squalens LYAD-421 SS1, 786 nucleotides long. RefSeq lists its product as uncharacterized. Bases 1 to 786 code for a protein of 261 amino acids. The transcript has 2 exons. The record is from RefSeq and is a predicted model, not a curated record. NCBI's taxonomy places the organism in Eukaryota, Fungi, Basidiomycota, Agaricomycetes, Polyporales, Polyporaceae.